Blastocystis hominis is the source of this 1668-nucleotide messenger RNA. RefSeq lists its product as hypothetical. The record is from RefSeq and is a predicted model, not a curated record. Lineage: Eukaryota; Bigyra; Opalinata; Blastocystidae. Gene Ontology annotation, biological process: regulation of DNA-templated transcription elongation; mRNA export from nucleus. Gene Ontology annotation, cellular component: THO complex part of transcription export complex. The coding region runs from base 1 to 1668 and encodes 555 amino acids. The transcript is spliced from 6 exons.
AUGGAUCCACUAGAUGUUUUGUCUUCGGUGAAGCCAACAAACGAUCCAGAGAACUUCGUAACCGAGAUAAAGGAAAUACGUACAAAACUUAUUGCGGGUGGGAAGGAGAGUAUUUUUGAAUCAUUUUUUGAUGCUUCCGUAACUCUCGCAUUCCAAAUUGUUGGAAAGGAUGCAAGAGAUGAGCUCAUUUCGAAGCACUUGUCCUUUUCUGAGAGCUCGUAUCAUACCUUAUUAAUGAAUGCGAUGACUGCCUGUAAAAAUGGUUUGUGCUCCCCUACAACCCCUUUGCUCAUAAUGGAUGAGUUGUUUGAAUCGGUUCCAAUCAAUGAGUGUGAAGCAAUAUGGAAUACGUUCAAAACCUACCAAAAGGACAUAUCGGAGCUCCUACACAUCGAUGAGAAACGCUGCAGCCUUACGAGCCUAGCAGUACUAAAGCUUGUGAAUUCUCUCCUCCGUCGCACUUGCCAAAUACGGGAUUGCGCAUUUCGAGGCUCGUUGAUGAUGUUUCUGUCGAACAUGUUUUCUUUGGAAGAGAGGAGUGGACUGAACAUGGCGAAUCAGUUCAACCGGCAUGCCUCGCUUCGUUUGGACCCUCCAGACGUAGUGAAGAAGAUAUUGUGUGCGCUGUUUGAUUGCUUGAUGUGCAGAGAUAACGGCAGUAAAGGUAACUACUCGGAGUUCUACGGGAAGUUCUGGAAGCUGCAGGAAAUUCUAUGCAAUCGCGACUAUGUGACGAAGGAGGCGUCACGAUGGGAAGAGCUUCACCAGCUAAUUCAUUAUGUGACGAAACGGAUGAGCGAAAUCAAGGAACUGACACGAGCUGGGGAGUUGGAGAAGGAAUCGCUGGAGCUGGAUAAGAUUUAUUUGAAUUUUCAGCCUCAAGAAUUCGAUGAUUCGGACAAGAUUCUCCCCUUGUAUUCGUCCCGAGCGAGUGUGUUUUUGACACAGAUGCGCGAUGUGAAGACUCGGCGGUCCAUCGGCGUGCAAAUGUACUGCUAUCUGAUGCACGUCCGUCCUGUUUUGAAGCGUGAAUCAGAGAUCAAGGAAUGGAAAGAUGUCAAGAAGGACGUACUCCGCUUGCUGCAAAGCACACCGCACGGAGAUGCGUUCUGCAAUGCGAUCGUCAAGCAUGUGGAUCGCGAAGUCGUGUGGGAAGAUUGGAAGGAGAGCAAGUUUCCCCCGAUGGUUCCGAAAGAGCCGAUCCCGGCCCAUGAAACGGUGGAAGUGAGCUUGGCGUCGCGACGCCCUGGCGAUGUGCGGAACCUCUGUCGCGACGAUACGCUGAAAGAUUUCGUAUUGAUGAAGAGGGAGGCUGACAUCCAGAUCCAAAGCUGCCGCGAAGAAACGGUUCGGAGAGAGCAACUCACAUAUCCAUCACACCCAGAAGUCCCUGAGAACUGCACAACGGAAGCGAUGGGCGCAACUCCGUUUGCAGAAGUGAUGGCGCGCGAUUUGGUGGAAGCGAUGGAUCCGGAGAACGGAUUCGAAGAGGAAUACAUGCCCUAUCGCAACCCCAUUUAUAACUGGAGACUGCUGCGAUUGCUGCUAUCGCAGAAUACGGUGCAGUUCUGCGCGUUCUCGGAGAAGGUUCCGCCUCUGGACAGCACGAAAACGGAAGGAGGAAGAAGUGAUGAUAGUAGCGAUUCCAGAAGGAGCCAAGUCGAAUGA